Pistacia vera is the source of this 1527-nucleotide messenger RNA. Its product is annotated as serine carboxypeptidase-like 34. The transcript is spliced from 11 exons. Gene Ontology annotation, molecular function: serine-type carboxypeptidase activity. Bases 7 to 1467 code for a protein of 486 amino acids. Gene Ontology annotation, biological process: proteolysis. Gene Ontology annotation, cellular component: vacuole. The record is from RefSeq and is a predicted model, not a curated record. NCBI's taxonomy places the organism in Eukaryota, Viridiplantae, Streptophyta, Magnoliopsida, Sapindales, Anacardiaceae.
UAUCCAAUGGCUUUGAAUAUUUUUUCGUCAGAUAUUCUUCUUUUUCUUCUUUUUUCUCCUCUAAGUUUGAGCUUAGUUAAAGCGAGUGGUUUUGAGGUGAAUAAAGAUGUUUUGGCUGAACAAGAAGCAGACCGAGUGAUUAGACUUCCAGGGCAGCCUCCAGUAACAUUCAAGCAAUAUGCAGGUUAUGUUACAGUGAAUGAAACUCAUGGAAGAGCACUGUUUUAUUGGUUUUUCGAGGCCGCCAGUAAUCCUGAAAAAAAGCCUCUUCUCUUAUGGCUCAAUGGAGGCCCCGGGUGCUCAUCAAUUGGUUAUGGAGAAGCAGAGGAGCUAGGGCCCUUCUUAUCUCAGAAAGGCAAACCGGAGCUAAAGCUCAACCCUUACAGAUGGAACAAAGUGGCCAAUUUGUUGUUUGUGGAAUCACCUGUUGGAGUUGGAUUUUCGUACACUAAUACCAGUAACGACAUCCGACAGCUUGGAGACGCAGUUACAGCUAAGGAUUCAUAUAAAUUUCUUAUCAACUGGUUCAAGAGAUUCCCACAGUUCAAGUCCCAUGAGUUCUACAUAGCUGGAGAAAGCUAUGCAGGGCACUAUGUUCCACAGCUUGCGGAGGUCAUAUACGAUAGUAAUAAGAAAGUUUCCAAGGACAAAUACAUAAAUCUGAAGGGCUUUGCGGUUGGAAAUGCAUUGUUGGACGAUGAAACAGAUCAAACAGGAAUGAUUGAUUAUGCAUGGGAUCAUGCAGUGAUAUCAGAUCGUUUGUAUCAUAAUAUCAAAAGCCACUGCAACUUCAGCAUCGACAGCGAUCAUCAAUCCACCAGUUGCAGCCGCGCCCUCAAUCAGUACUUCGACGUUUACAAGAUUAUCGACAUGUACAGCUUGUACACUCCGACUUGUGUCGAUAGUAACUCCACCUCCGCCGCAAACCGACACCUUCAUAUCAUUCAAGGCAUCGCUCCUAAACUGUUUUCAAAAUACGAUGCUUGGCAUCGAAAACCAGCUGGUUAUGAUCCUUGCUUGUCGGAUUACACUGAGGAAUAUUUGAACAGGCCUGAGGUUCAAAAGGCACUCCAUGCUAAUGUUACAAAAAUUCCAUAUCCUUGGACUCAUUGCAGUGAGAAGAUAUCGUUUUGGUCUGAUGCACCAUCAUCGAUUCUUCCUAUUAUUAAAAAGCUCAUAGCUGGAGGUCUUCGCAUUUGGGUUUACAGUGGAGAUACUGAUGGAAGAAUUCCAGUAACUGCAACUAGAUUAACUUUAAGAAAGCUUGGAUUGAAGACCCUUCAAGAAUGGAAACCCUGGUACACUAGUAAUCGACAGGUUGGUGGGUGGACAAUAGAAUAUGAUGGACUUAUGUUUGUAACAAUUAGAGGAGCUGGUCACCAAGUUCCAACUUUUGCACCAAAGCAAUCUCUUCAGCUGGUUCAACACUUCUUGGCCAAUAAGAAAUUGCCUUCUAAAGCCUUUUAAUUUUUACUUUCUGUUGAUGAUUUAGGACACCUAAAUUUAAAUUAUUGGGAAUAUAUAAAU